Molecule: messenger RNA, 1950 nt
Organism: Lachancea thermotolerans CBS 6340
Lineage: Eukaryota; Fungi; Ascomycota; Saccharomycetes; Saccharomycetales; Saccharomycetaceae
Gene: CAT2
Product: carnitine O-acetyltransferase CAT2
Exons: 1
Coding region: 1-1950 (649 amino acids)
Biological process (GO): carnitine metabolic process
Cellular component (GO): mitochondrion; peroxisome
Molecular function (GO): carnitine O-acetyltransferase activity
Source: RefSeq, a predicted model, not a curated record
AUGAGAGAAAUAUCUAGAGUAGUGAGACGAAUGGUGUCGACUCUACAGAGGUUUUCUUUCGAAACUCGCAAUGGCGAAUCAUAUUCCGCUCUGCGGCCAAACAGCUACUAUCAGAAAAAAAGAAGUACGUUCAAGGGAACUACUUUCUCACACCAGAAUCAAUUGCCGUCGCUCCCGGUUCCUGUCUUAGAAGAAACGCUGACCAAGUACCUGGAGAGCGUCAAGCCCUUCUGCCGCGAUGCAGAGCAAUUCGAAGAGCAAGAACGGCUGUGCCAGGACCUUGUACAGAAAGAGGGCGCAAAGCUCCAAGAGAGGCUCGUCAGAUACUCGGAGAAGUCGCGCAACUGGCUCUCCGAGUUCUGGGACAACCAGGCGUACCUCGAGUACAAUGACCCGGUGGUGCCCUAUGUAUCGUACUUCUAUGCCCACAAGCCGCUGCCUACCAGCCAUGCGAAAAUCCAAACCGAUCCGCUAAUCAAGGCGACAGCCAUUAUAGUAUCGGUGCUCAAAUUCCUCGAGGCUGUCAAAGACGAAGCGCUGCCUUCGGAGCACUCCGGAAACACGCUUUUGUGCAUGAACAGCUUCCAGAUGAUGUUCAACAACUCCAGAGUGCCUGGGGACGGGAGGGAUUCGAACGUGUUCUACUCUCUCUAUGAGAACAACUUCAUCGUGGUGGCAUUUAAGGGGAACUUUUACAAAGUGCUGACUCACAAUGCUUCCGGGGACGUUCUUGGGCCCGCGGAUAUCUGGCAGCAGCUCUACAAGAUCACGGCGAACCUCGACGGCCAGGUGCGCGACAACAACAAGGUCGGAAUUGGGUCCCUGACUUCACUGCCCCGUGAUGAGUGGUUAAGGGCUCACAAAGAGUUGGUGACCAACCCGCUCUCUGCGCAGUCUAUGGAGGCGAUUUACAAGUCAUCUUUUAUGGUAUGCCUAGAUUUGGACACAAAGCCAAUCACGUUGGAGGAGAAGUCGAGAUACGCAUGGCACGGAGACGGAAUCAACAGGUUUUACGACAAGCCGCUGCAGUUUUUCGUUGCCGGCAACGGUAACUCGGGAUUUCUUGCAGAACAUUCCAAGAUGGACGGAACCCCAACUUUGCACCUGAACGACUACGUAUGCAAGCAAAUGCAUUCUCUCAAUGUUGCGGAGUUCCUUGGCCAAAUUAAUUGCUCAGUAGCGCAAAAUGAAAACAAACCUCAAUAUCUUCCUUUCUUCGUGACCCCUGCGACGCGCUCCCACAUCGAAGCGGCCCAGGUCGGAUUUCACAAGAGAAUAGGAGAGCACCACCUAAAAGUUUGGCACUACAACAAAUACGGCAAGAACUUUAUGAAGAAUGUCGGGUUUUCACCAGAUGCUUUCCUGCAACAGGUGAUACAGCUGGCGAUUUAUAAGUACUUUGGUAAGCAGCUCCCCACAUACGAGGCUGCAUCCACAAGAAGGUUUUACAAGGGCCGUACGGAAACUGGUAGAUCUGUGAGUACAGACUCAGCAAAGUUCGUUGCGGAUUGGGAGAAUCCAGACGUCGCUGACUCUCAGAAAGUUGCUUCACUUCGCUCCUCUGCGAAGGCGCAUUCGACAUACUUGAAAAUGGCAUCCGCCGGUCAUGGAGUCGAUCGUCACUUUUUCGGUCUGAAAAAUAUGAUUCAGCCAGGAGAGAAUAUGCCUGAGCUGUUUAAAAAUCCGCUCUUCAUAUAUUCCUCUACGUGGCUUGUCUCCACCAGCCAACUUUCGUCAGAACACUUUGACGGCUACGGUUGGUCUCAGGUUAACGACAAUGGCUUUGGGUUGGCCUACAUGCUUAACAAAGACUGGAUGCAUAUUAACAUCGUAAACAAGCCGAAUGCGAGCGGUCUGAGUGUCUCAAGGCUGCACUACUAUUUAACACAAGCUGCUGACGAAAUGUUCGAGCUACUAGAUAGUGACAGAAAGCAUCAUUCCAAGCUCUAG